This is a messenger RNA of Arvicanthis niloticus (Nile rat), 8251 nucleotides long. It is a transcript of the gene Ccdc93, whose product is annotated as CCC complex scaffolding subunit CCDC93. Gene Ontology annotation, biological process: Golgi to plasma membrane transport. The record is from RefSeq and is a predicted model, not a curated record. NCBI's taxonomy places the organism in Eukaryota, Metazoa, Chordata, Mammalia, Rodentia, Muridae.
GGUUCCUCACUCUAGCCCUAGUGCGCAUGCUCCGCGGGGCCACGGUUCUCCGACCGGCUGUGGUAGUGUCAGCUCCUGUGAAGGAAGUUUCCGCUUUGCACCCCACCCGGACCACAGUUCGGUUGUAGGGCCAGCUCCCUCCGGCUCCACAUCAGCGCAUCCGGAUCAUGGGGUUACCCAAGGGGCCGGAGGGCCAGGGGCUCCCGGAGGUGGAAACGAGAGAAGAUGAAGAACAGAACGUCAAGCUGACUGAAAUCCUGGAGCUCUUGGUUGCAGCUGGCUAUUUCAGAGCAAGAAUUAAAGGCUUGUCUCCUUUCGACAAGGUAGUAGGAGGGAUGACGUGGUGUAUCACCACCUGCAGCUUUGACGUGGAUGUGGACUUGCUCUUUCAGGAAAACUCUACGAUUGGUCAGAAAAUAGCUCUGUCGGAAAAGAUUGUCUCCGUCCUCCCGAGGAUGAAGUGUCCCCACCAGCUGGAGCCCCACCAGAUCCAGGGCAUGGAUUUUAUCCAUAUAUUCCCUGUCGUGCAGUGGCUGGUGAAACGAGCUAUAGAAACAAAGGAAGAGAUGGGCGACUACAUCCGAUCUUACUCCAUAUCCCAGUUCCAGAAGACCUACAGCCUCCCCGAGGAUGAUGACUUCAUAAAGAGAAAAGACAAGGCCAUCAAGAUGGUUGUUGACCUCUCAGAUGUUUACAAGCCCCGGCGAAAGUACAGACGGCAGCAGGGAGCAGAGGAGCUGCUGGACGAGGAGUCCCGAGUCCACUCGACGCUUUUGGAAUAUGGCAGGAGAUACGGAUUUAGUCGCCAGAGCAAAACAGAGAAGGCUGAGGACAAGAAAACAGCGCUGGCUGCAGGGCUGUCAGCUGCAGAGAAACCAGACGCUCAUGAAGAAGAUGAGCUUCAAGCAGCGGAAGAGCAACGUAUUCAGUCACUGAUGACCAAGAUGACCGCCAUGGCAAAUGAGGAGAGCCGUCUCACCGCAAGCUCCGUGGGCCAGAUCGUGGGUCUCUGCUCUGCCGAGAUCAAGCAGAUUGUGUCUGAGUAUGCAGGGAAGCAGUCUGAGCUGUCCUCUGAAGAAAGUCCAGAGAAAUUAGGAACCUCCCAGCUGCAUCAGCGGAAAGUCAUUUCCUUGAAUAAGCAGAUUCUGCAGAAGACCAAACAUCUGGAAGAGCUGCAAGCGAAUCAUAGCAGCCUCCAAGCAAAGUACAGCGACAGGAAGAAAACACUGACAGAGCUGAAGAAUCAUGGUGAGAAACUAGACAAAGAGCAGGCAGCCCUGGAGAAAGUAGAAGCCAAAGCCGACCCGAGCAUUCUGCAGAACCUGAGAGCACUCGUGGCCAUGAAUGAAAGUCUGAAAAGCCAGGAGCAGGAGUUUAAAGCGCACUGCCGGGAAGAGAUGGCUCGGCUCCAGCAGGACAUUGAGGCCCUGAAAGCUGAGAGAGCGCCAGGCGAGAAGACCAUCUCCAGUGGAGAACCGCAGGGUGCCCUGACCUCCACCAUGACUCACAAUGAGGACCUGGACAGACGGUACAACAUGGAAAAAGAGAAGCUGUACAAGAUCCGGUUACUACAGGCACGAAGAAAUCGAGAAAUAGCGAUUUUGCAUCGCAAGAUUGAUGAAGUGCCCAGUCGAGCAGAGCUGAUACAGUAUCAGAAGCGAUUUAUUGAACUCUACCGUCAGAUUUCCGCAGUACACAAGGAAACCAAGCAGUUCUUCACUUUGUACAAUACCCUGGAUGACAAAAAGGUUUAUCUGGAAAAGGAGAUUAGCCUGCUGAACUCCAUUCACGAGAACUUCUCACAAGCCAUGGCCUCCCCUGCUGCCCGGGACCAGUUUUUAAGGCAGAUGGAGCAGAUUGUGGAAGGCAUUAAACAAAGCAGGAUGAAGAUGGAAAAGAAGAAGCAGGAGAACAAGAUGAGAAGGGACCAGCUGAACGAUCAGUACUUGGAGCUCCUGGAAAAGCAGAGGCUCUACUUCAAGACUGUGAAAGAGUUCAAGGAGGAGGGCCGAAAGAAUGAGCUGUUACUGUCCAAGAUCAAGGCCAAGGCCUCCUGAGAACUCCAUUUCUGUAUGUCAGUGAUAUUUUUUUAAUGACGUGUAUAGACUACGGGAUCUUGACAUGGUUCUGCAGAUAAUGGCAGAGAGAUCCAGGAAGAUUCAUUUCCACUCUCUAGACGGAUGUUUUCUUUCUCCUACUUGUUUCAUUUCGUCUCUCCUGGCUCUGGCUGAUGGACUCAGAGUAACACCACGUGGAUAACACACAGAACCCUACGAAGAACCAUGGGCAGUGCCCACUCAUUCUGUCCAUUCAACUUGUAUUUCUUCAUUGACACUGCGUUUAUGAAGGUACCCAGAUGUGUGCGGGCUCUGAGAAUAAAGAGCGUUAUGUUCAGCAAGUAUUGAACAACUGCUAAGAAAUAAGCCCUGAGGUCAAUGUAGCUGAACACUGUCCCUGCCUCUCUGGCAUCUAGCAGGGGCUCAGAGAGCAGAUGCGACCCUCUUGCUCCCCAAAGCUUGUCCCCUGAAGUGUUUCAGAAGGCUGCUGGAUGAGCAGCCAGCCCAUUCACCUACCGUUGUGCCUUUUGUUCUGGCUUCUCACAGUACAUAGGGACUCUAGGCUUGGCUGGUGUGCGGAGCAAUUAGCCCACUGGUGUAGAGACAGAAGCAGGUGAGGUUCGGGUUUAUGAGAGUCCACCCAUUUGUGUUGUGAAGACAGAUACCAAGUGACCAUGAUGGGCUUUGGAAAUGGGAACCCUUGGUCUGGAGUCUGCGUUUCUCAGGCGUUGGCUUUGGUGUGGCUGUAGGUGCAUCCUGCCCUCAGGCUGCAUGUGGUCAAGGACAGCUGUGACGGUGGCUCCCCUGUAGCUCCUUUAACCCUGCACACAGCCCAGGCUCACUCCAUGGGAAUAUUGCAAAUGCACUUUUCAUUGAGGACACUUGAACAAGAAUUGAAGCUCUCCGUAUCCAGAUGGGCAUAUCCCUGUUGGAAGCAUGUUCUUGCACUGUCUGGGUUUCAGUGAAGGUUAAGAUGUGCACACUGUUGACUACUGUCAGCUCAGACAAGGGGAAAGACAGCAGGUGCAGUGCACGGAGGAAAAGGAGGUAGUACUCAGGGCUGUGAAGACUCCACGAGCAACCAGCACUUGGGCCAGAGCUGAAAGGAAUAGGAUAUUAGGUGAGAUGGGAAGGAGGGCCUCUAAUAACCCCUAAAGGGUUGGGUCUAGCCUCUGGAAAUGAGCAGACCAAAACAAUCACGGGGCAUCCCCCAGUCCCCCAGGUGUCAGGAACCUAACAACUGGGUCAUGCUCAGUAAACCCUAGUGUGAGGUUUGUGCUCCUUCUGCAUAAACUUAGCACACACAUGAACUGAAGAGCAGGUUGGGACCCUUAAACAGAAGCAGGUGGAGUUAGUUUCCUAUUGUAUGUGAUUAAGAGGCACGAGGCAUACAUACUGAUAGGAAAGGAGAGGUGCUGGGGCUCGGUCAGUGGAGUGCUUGCCCAGGUUCCAUCCCUAACAUCACAUAAAUAGACAUGGUAGCAUACACUUGUGACAGAGACAGGAGGAUCAGGACAUUGAGCGUGUUGUAGGCUAAACAGCAAACUGGAAACCAGCCUGGCCUACAUAAAACUCUGUCUCCCACCACAAAAGAACAGCCCAUGUAGGCACAAUAACACCAGUUGCUAAACUAGGGCCACCGAGCUGUGGUGAGCUGGGUAGGAACAGCAGCAUCUAAGGCGCCACUGCCCUGUGCCAGCACACACCUGGUGAGCCGCGGGUGCAUUACCUCCUCAGGGACAUACAUGGUCAUGGGAGCAUUGGGAAAAGGCUUGGCUGGAGUAGUGUAAAAUAAUAAUAAUGUUCAUAAAAAUAAAGUCGUUCUUUGGGGGAGAACACAACAUUUUGACCAUGUGAGAGCUAUACCAAUUCAGAAGAGAGGCUCAUCUGUCUGCAUUAUCUUAAAAGAAGCUAAUUUACCCAGAAUUCUGGCUAAUGUCAGUGUUUGAACAGAGAUGUAGGGAGGGAAGUGGGAACAUGUUAGGUUCAGGGUUAGAGGGGUCCACCUGUCUAUGUCUGGGAGAGGCACGGAAUAACUGAUCUAAAGCCACUAACUAUAACUGGCUUUGGAAAUGAGACCCUUUAUCUGGUGCUGUUUCUAGAGAGUUUCUUUUGCUGUGGUUGUCGGCAUGAUCAACUGAGGCUGCCUGUAGCCGAGGGUCACUGUGAACGUGGCCCAACAGGAAAUUGUAAAGUAAUUUAGAACACAGGUUAUUUUCCCUCCCUUUUUUUAAAACUUCAUUACACCGUGUACUCUGUAAACUUUGUUGAUGACAGUGUCAUGUUGUAGAAGCAAAAGGUUGAUCACUCCUGGGAGACAGAGAGUGGGUUAAUAACUCUUGGAAGAGAGAGAUUGGUGGAUACUUUGUCCAAUUCCUUAAUCCAUGAGACGUAAUAGAGAUGAUGAGAGGUUGCUGUUACUCGUUCUUCAGUACCAGGUACGACCUCCCUCUUGAGGAGCAGGCAGCGGAUCUAAAGAGAAUGCAGGUGGUUGACCUGUAGUCGAGUCUCUAUGACUCCAAUGUUCUCAUCUUGCCUGCCAGGUUGGUAUUACAGUCUGCAAGUUCAUAGCUGGGUAAGACUGUUGCUGACACCCUCACCCCAGCUGUCUGUGUAGCAACAUCGGACACUGUGAAAGCUAGCCAACAGAAAAGAGAUCUCUAUUCAACUCAGAUCUAUCUUGAUUUCUCUGUCCUAUAUUCAAAGUAUGUGGUAUCUAAAGCAGUAAUGUCUUAUUCUCUGGUUCUGGUUCUGGUAAGCAACAAUAAGCAGUAGAUAACCUGUAUUGUUUUGGAGCCUUGUGGGUAGGCUGUGUUACUUAGGUCUUUGAAUUAGACCACAGAAGGUGGCCCUGAGAACCCUACAUAGACAGCACCUUCGUGGGUAAUUCCAGCAUGAAGUGGGCUGUGCAGUCUGACAUUAUUAUUGGCUGAGGAGAUUCCCUGAGACCAGUGGUCACUUCAGAAUCCACCUGGAGGCUAAUGGAAGUAAGGGGCCUCCUGGGACAGUGUCUUCUGAACCGAGGCAUAGCACAGCAUUGUGUUUGGAGCCUACUGGCUUUUACCAGAAUUACAAGAUGCUGGGGAAACAUCUGUAGGUCACUCUUUUUUUAAGUGUGCACUAGAAGAGAAACCAAAUUCAGAGCAGAGAGCUUGUUCCCAGGGCUGACUCCCUGUGCCAUGCAUUCUUAGGACCAGCCUGUAGGUCAGGAGCCACCUUCCCUCCCACCUACUUUUCAUGAGGUGCCUGAGGGUGCUCUGGUUGAGACCAUGCUCAGAGCAUCUGUGAGCAGGAUGAGGCUGAAGUGAUAGUGGAAGGUCUGGGAGGAUGUAGGGCCAUUCUGCUGUUGUCCUUGUUCAGUGGUUAGUCAGCCAGCAUCACAGGCAGUGGCGAGUACUGUAGAAUGUCUGCCAACCUGCAUCCAAAGGUGUUUCUGUAAUAAAGCAGAGUCCUUGUUAGGCAUAAGCUCCUGUUAGUCUGGUUUGUAGCACUUGAUUCAAGAACAGUGAAGACACAGGCUUGCGGUAGAACCAAACCCACACUGGUCACCAGGGAAGGCUUUCCUUCUCCAGACUGUUUCUGGGGAACCUCCUGGGGCCUUGAACAAAGCAUGGAGCAGGCCUUCCAACAGCUCUCUUACUACCUCCCAAGGUCCUAUUCCCAUCCUUUGUCACUUUGGCAGCCUCUUGUCUUUUCUAUCUUGAAUACUGUAGACACGACCUGAAGGGGUAUCUGAGACACCCAGGCUGGCCUGCAACCUCUGUAUGCAUCCCUUCUGCAUCCCCAUGGUUCUGUCAGGCCUGCUCUCCAGGUGAUGGAUGAUCAGUUUAAAGGAGCUGGGCAUCCUAGCAAUAACUUCCUACAUGGACUUUGGCUUGUGAAGGUUCAGGCAGUUGAACUGAAGUAUGUUCUAAGAAGUACCAUAAGGAAGUGUCUUAUGAUGUACUAUUGACAGGGUUCAUCACUGAGACAAAGACCUAAAUACAGAGCAGUACAAUGAAGAGCCCAGGAACAUGGGUCGGGGUGUCUGUGGUAGCUGAGCAUGGCUAGAGGAAGGGCCUUCUGAGGUGCAUCUUAGAGCUUGCCAUGCUCUCCCUCCUAGCAGCAGUGGGGCCGAAGUGGUGUGUAAACAGUAAUGAAGGGCAGGGGAGAUGUCUCAGUCAGCAAAGCAUGAGGACCGGAGUUAGGAACCCCAGCAUCAAAGCCAGGCAUAGCAGUGUGCCCUUGUAUUCUCAGCACCAGAGAGGUGGAGACAAGGAUCCCUGGGGCUCGCUGACCAGCCAGACUAGCUAAAUUGGUAAGCUCCAAUUCAGUGAGAAAACUUGUCUCAAAAUUAGGUGGAGAGCAAUGAAGAUGGCAUCUGAGUUGACUUCUGACCUUCACAUGCACAAGGCACACACAUGCACAGGCACACACAUGCACAGGCACACACAUGCACAGGCACACACAUGCACGGGCACGCACAUGCACGGGCACACACAUGCACAGGCACACACAUGCACGGGCACACACAUGCACGGGCACACACAUGCACAGGCGCACACACACACACAGGCACACACACACACAGGCACACACACGCACGGGCACGCACAUGCACGGGCACACACAUGCACGGGCACACACAUGCACGGGCACACACAUGCACGGGCGCACACACACACACACAGGCACACACAUGCACGGGCACACACAUGCACAGGCGCACACACACACACACAGGCACACACAUGCACGGGCACACACAUGCAUGGGCACACACACGCACGGGCACACACAUGCACGGGCACACACAUGCACGGGCACACAUAUCCCCAUACACAUAAAGGAACAUGCAUAUACAAAAAAAGAAUGCAUGUUUUCCUUCUCGAGUAACUAUGUGUAAGAUCAUGAGCAGGGCUUUAGUGCCUCAUAUGCAGUGUGUUUGACACCGGGGGAGUCACUGCUUCUGUAUCCUCCUGUAUCCUCAUUGGCCUAUCUCAAUUUCCCAGACGGGCCAGGCUGCCCUCCACUGAUACUCUCCUCUUGUGUCUGUCGUCUCCAUGAUUUUGGGUGAUGUCUUCACACUGGCCUCCUGGUCAUAUCAAAGUCCACUCGAGACAGUCCUGUUGUCUGUCCUAAUGACACGUAUUGCUCACUGUUUUACGUCCCUGACCCUUUGCAAGGUCUACAUCUUCCUUCGGCAUGUGUAAGGGCGGGGGAAGCAGGGACCCUGCCCACCUCACUGUGGCGCAUCAGACAGUCAGAACACCCCACUUGGUUAAGUUGGCUCCCCAAACUGUUAUCUUUGCAUCUUAGAGUAGCAAAAUAUAGAUCUAACCUAAUCUGUGCUCAGGUUUAAACAGGCUGUCAGUUCUAGUCAGCACUAGAGAAGCCCUCUAAGGCAUGUGUUCAUUAGUCGCUAACCUUGAAGGAUGGAAGGGAGAAAGAGUUUUCCAGAGGUUUCUAGGCUUUGUCUCCGAGGUGAUCUUUCGGAGGUGUGCAGUGUUGCGGCGGGGAGGGCACAUCGAUGUUAGUCAGGACGGUUAGCUGCUCUUCCUUCAGACCUGGUAGAUGAUCGCAGGAAACGGGCAGUGCUGUAGAGCUGCGGGCAGCAGCACCCUGUGCAGUAGACGGCAGAGCUAGGAGCCUACAGCCUCCUCGGAGGACAGAGAGUAAUGUCACGAAUCCAAUUGUACCGCCUUUGGAACCAGCUGUGCCACGUAUAGGAACUUUUCUUAUGUGCAGAAACUUUUAUUAAAGCAAUGUUUGUAAUAACAAAAAGGUUAGAAACUACCAUUAAUUCAGAACAAAGGUGAAAACCCCUGGCCCGUCUCUACAAUGGGGCAUUUUGCAGACACUGAAAAGAGUAGUAUGUACUGCCAAGGAACGUUCACGGGAUCUUGGAGCCACAUGGCUAAGUGGGGGAAGAAAACAUGCAUGAACAUGCAUGAAAUUCUAGUGUUUGGAAUCGAGAUAAAUACAUGUUGGUGUGUGGAUUCAUAUGUGUGUGUGCGUAUACUCACACAUAUGCUUGUGAUAUGUCUGCUUGCCUGUUCCCAGACUGUCUCUGAGAAGUGACACAGUAGCCUGGCAGCCUCAGUUGCCGCUUGGAAGAGGGUGGAAAUGACUUUUCCCCGUUUGCCUUUUGUACUCCAGAAUUUUGUACCAUGUACAUGGAUUAUCUACUCAAAAAUAAAUAGUUUUUGAAGUUU